Molecule: messenger RNA, 1254 nt
Organism: Corythoichthys intestinalis (scribbled pipefish)
Lineage: Eukaryota; Metazoa; Chordata; Actinopteri; Syngnathiformes; Syngnathidae
Product: SAM pointed domain-containing Ets transcription factor-like
Exons: 5
Coding region: 1-948 (315 amino acids)
Biological process (GO): regulation of transcription by RNA polymerase II; cell differentiation
Cellular component (GO): nucleus
Molecular function (GO): DNA-binding transcription factor activity, RNA polymerase II-specific; sequence-specific DNA binding
Source: RefSeq, a predicted model, not a curated record
AUGGACAUUUCAGGUCAUGAACCAAUGGGCUCUACAGGAUGUACAGCUUUCUGCAUUAGUGCUCCAUCUGACACUUUGACGUCCUGGAGGAAGGAGACAGCGGAUAUAAAAUCUUCCAACAGUUUAUUGGGCCUUCCAGAGCUCAGCUGGCCGGGAGUUUCCCCUACCAUUUAUGACGGGUUAGCUAGUGAAGAACUGAGCAUGGCAGAGGUUGUUGCUCAUUCUGCUCAAGGUCUGGGUUCUUCAGAGCCAAGGCCACUCGUGUCUAGCCCAGUUCUCAACCCUACAUCUGAUGUACAAGGUGAAGCAGAGGAAUACUGUCUGGAGCAGAUCCAAUCAAUGGUGGUGGGAGAAGUGCUGAGCGACGUGAGAAAAGCUUGCAAGCUGCUCAACAUUACACCAGACCCGCUCGACUGGAGUUGCAUGCACGUUUACAAGUGGCUGCUAUGGACGGAGCACUUGUACCGACUGCCACAGAUGAGCGUGCUCUUCAAGGAUCUGAAUGGAAGGGACUUGUGCUACAUGACAGAGGCUGACUUCAGACAACGCUCCUCACAGUUUGGACACAUACUGUAUGCUCAUCUUGAUAUCUGGAGAUCUGCUGCAGCAAUGAAAGACCAGUGCCCGCGAGAAGAUGUUAAAUCAGCAAAUGACAAUUCUUGGUGCAACUGCCCAGGCCAGCCUAUCCACUUGUGGCAGUUCCUUCAGGAGCUGCUCCUCAAGCCGCACAAUUACAGUCGUUCUAUCCACUGGAUCAACAAAGAAAAGGGGAUUUUCAAAAUAGAAGACUCGGCUCAUGUGGCCAGGCUAUGGGGCAUCAGGAAGAACCGUCCAGCAAUGAACUAUGAUAAACUCAGUCGAUCGAUACGUCAGUACUACAAAAAAGGAAUCAUUCGAAAGCCAGAUGUGUCACGCAGACUCGUCUAUCAGUUUGUUAACCCCAUAUGACCCGGUUGUUUGCUCUGUCAGGCAAAAAGAUGAAGAUUUGCUGGACAUAAAGAGAAGAAUUUUAAACUCCCUAAAGUACUUGAUCUUUUAUUUUCAUUUGUAAAGACUGCCUAUUUCAAACGUGCAUUUCUGCCUAUUAUAUGCUCCAAUGAAAGAGACUUCAUUGUAUUUUUGUUUUAAGCACACCGCAGACAUCUCCACUGGUUGCCUGGUUUGUUGUCAUUUUGUUGCAUUGCUUUCUCCCUACAAACAAGAUGGUGCAGACUAAAAUUUAUAUAUAUCCCAAUUCUGAUUAAAGCUUGACGU